Messenger RNA from Mercenaria mercenaria, 1693 nucleotides. RefSeq lists its product as uncharacterized. Lineage: Eukaryota; Metazoa; Mollusca; Bivalvia; Venerida; Veneridae. The transcript is spliced from 2 exons. The coding region runs from base 776 to 1252 and encodes 158 amino acids. The record is from RefSeq and is a predicted model, not a curated record.
ACAGCUAUGCAUUAUCAGAGUGACUUAGUAGUUGUGAAGAUGUCGUCAACAUGUGAAUCAAUACCGGUACUUUAUAUUAAAGCAUACAAUAACUUUGAUGUUGGUUUUAAAAUUGGAAAUACAUUCAAGCAUUUUAUACAAGAGCAUGUAAAGACCAAAACAGCGAAACUACUAUAUUCCUUCUACAAAACUGAAGAAGGAAGAAAGCUGUAUAAUGCAGCUGUCGAAACAACGGAGAGAUGUUAUCCUCAUAUUGUGGAAGAAAUUAGGGGAAUGGCCGAAGGAUCAGGCGUGUCAUUCGAAAGACUGUUUCUACAGGAUAUGGUUUCGGAGAUAAUUUUGAACCAUUCGAACAAGACAAAGGACAAAGAAAUUGACCAAGACAUCGAAAUUGCUGGAUGUACAGACAUAAUGGUGAAUACAUCAGAUUGUAGAAUUCUUGCACAUAAUGAAGACUGGGGAACGGAGGUUGAAAACAUGAUGUAUAUGGUCGAUGUAGAUCUAGACAAAAGCGCAUUAUGUAAAGUUGACAACAGUAAAAACAUAAAAAAAAAAACAAGAAACUAUAAACCAGGUAACUGCAAGACGAAACGAAAGGUAUCUCGCAUGCAUAUUUCCAGGGUAUCUUGCUGGGAAUACAUUUUAUGUCAAUAAAACAUUUGCCGUAUCAAUUGAUUCUCUCGUGCCAAAGAAAGUAAAUCAUGGUGCUGUUCCAGUUGAUAUACUUCUCCGUGCCUUAAUUGGAUGUGAAAGUAUAGAAGAGUGUGUCGCUGUUAUGAAGAACGAUCCUAUAGGCUGCUCAUAUGGAAUAAACAUCAACAUUGCAAGCAGAAAGUCAGACGAUAUGUGGACGUUGGAAGUCUAUCCAGAUAAUGAUAUAACAGUCGUGGAUGUGCAGCACAUUUCAUAUUCAAACAGCGUCAAUAGAGACUCGUACUACGUACAUACAAAUUAUUACAAGCAUGUUAACGAUGCGGAGGAAACACCAGGAUUAGACGGUUCAAAAGCUAGAGAAGCAACUGCAAGUCAAAUGUCUGUACCAACAUGUCUCCAAGACGUCUGUAAUAUUUUGGGAGAUACGUCCAGUACGAUAGAGCCCAUCUACCGAACACCUGGGAGCAGCUUUAAAAGUAAAAAUGUUGCAACGAUCGCAUCUGCAGUGUUUGAUAUGAAUGAAAGCGUUCUUUGUGUUUAUCUUACGAAUCCGAAAACUGCGAAACGUCCAUGUUUAUCUUUGCCAUUUGUUCAAUAACUUUAUAUUUUAUUCCAAAUGUAGUUGUCAUUUCUCUUACUUUGUGAACAGUUACAAAAUACUGAAUACAGGCCCGGUUCCAGACAUAUUUGAUCGGAAGGAUGGGGUGGGGGCAAUAGUUGUGAACGAAGCUCAAAAUGCCGGGUGGGGGUAGAUAUAGGAGGGGGAGGGGGGUCUCCCAUCAUUGUAGGGGGAUCAGGAGGUCUGUCCCUAGAAAACUUUGAAAUAUAGGUAUGGAAUGGCGGCCUCUGGUGCAUUUUUGGAUCUGACUGUUUAGAAAUAUUAUUUCUUACUUCGAUGAGUAUAGGUCACUUCUCAGCCAACUGGUUGUGUGUGUUGGGGUUGGGGGAGGGGAGCAUGGACCCCCUGGACCUGGGCCUGAAAUAUUACAUACAUACAUGUACAUUGUACCAGCUUAGGAAUAAAUAUUUCAUAAACCUA